Molecule: messenger RNA, 2623 nt
Organism: Pecten maximus
Lineage: Eukaryota; Metazoa; Mollusca; Bivalvia; Pectinida; Pectinidae
Product: glutathione S-transferase theta-1-like
Exons: 4
Coding region: 521-1282 (253 amino acids)
Biological process (GO): glutathione metabolic process
Cellular component (GO): cytoplasm
Molecular function (GO): glutathione transferase activity
Source: RefSeq, a predicted model, not a curated record
GGUAAGGGAGUUAUUAAAGCCGAGACACCUCUAUUUACCCGUCAGAUUCAUUUGGUAUUUUGUACCUAUCGUUAUGGUCGCAAGUAAACACGUCAUGCUUCGCUGAUUGUGAACGUGCUACAAACCGCGAUAUUAUAUCUAACUAGUACUAACUAGUACGUAUAGACUUGACAUUAGGAUCUCCGUAAUACCUGUGUGGAGAUCUUUAUAGUUUUACUUUCAAUUGUAUAAGCAAACGCAGCCCAUGGGGGAGAUGUAUACAACUGUUUAUCAUAAGUGAUUUUAUAUUAUAGCUUGGAGUGCUAUGUGAUAUAUAACUCUUUGGAAUAUAUCCAGCAAUUUCACGAAAUCUAAAUUACAUUUAAAUUGAUUGAAUUUCUAACUCGCGUGUCUAAAUGGAUGGAAUCCAUCGGACGGACGAGAGGUUCUUCAUUUGUGCUCUGUAAUUCUUUAUUGAAACUGAUUCGUUCUAAUAAGUGAGAAUUAAUUAGCGUGACGUCAUAUAUAUGUGACGUCAGCAAUGUCGACAACUGUGAGUGACUCAGAAACCGAUGGAGAACACAGUCCCCGGAGGAGGAAGAACGGCUUACACCGGGGGCCUCUGGAAGUGUUCAUCAUUAGAAUCUCACCAGCCUGCCGUUCGGUUCUUCUCUACCUCCAACAGAAUGAGAUUCCGCACGUAUCUGUGGAUGUGGACUUUUCCCACGGGACAGAACACCUGCCCACAGUGUUCCGGUCCCAGCCUCACCAGGAAGUCCCCCUCCUUGUGGACGGAGAGGUUGUCGUGUUUGAGGGUCCCGCCAUUUUGCGGUACCUGGCGAUGCGAUAUACCGACUAUUCCGGGUUUGGUUUGAGUCUGCAGCAACAGAUGAGCAACGAGUCAAUCAUCAGCUGGGCGUUCGGCGAGCUCCACAGGGCCGUGGGGUACAACUACAUAUACCCACAGUUUCUGGAGAAAUAUGCCUUGUCGCCGGAGGAUGCUAACGAGUCGAUGAUUGAACACGGACUCCGACAGGUAUCCAAACACCUGGAAAUCAUAGAGAAAAAGUACUUCAAAAACUCUAAAGAUAAAUUUUUGACUGGAAGUCGUUUGACUGUGGCUGAUACGGCAGUUGCAACGGUUUUGGUGCUAUUGGAGUGGACAGGAUUCAAAUUCAAAAUGUGGCCUCAAGUCGAGGCUUGGUUGAACCGCGUAAAACGUCAGUCCUUUUGGGAUAAUGUACACACAACGCAUUCGGAUUUUGUUAUGCAACUUCAAAGAGCAAGUAUGAUUUUAGACUGACACACAUUUUGUUGUUUCUUGAAAAAUGCUCCAUACUUUUGGUUCCCUAUGUUUCUGGACGUCAUUGAAUGAUAUAACACUAGCAGCCCUUUGUUCAAUGUGAUUCCACUACGGCAUAUUUACGUCUACAAAACUAUUUAUCUAUGACAGUAGUUUAAAAUACGCUUACCAUUUAGUACGCGCAUGGAUAAAUGACAAAAUAACGUUCGAGAUCAUGGAGAAAAAUACAAAUUAAGAAGCAUUGUACCAAUACAUCUGCUUCUUAGACCAUCAUUAAAGUCGUGACGUAAUAUGUCACAAACAGUCGAGAUAGUUUCAUUCAAAACAAGCAGCAGCAUCAUGUCGUUAGUGUGUCUAUUCCUAUUGGCAAGAUUGACAGAGACUACAGGACAGUCACGUCCAUGUGCUGACGCUGAGCGAAUGACUGGUUUUAUCCGAGUUCCAUAUUAUAUACAAGAUGUGGUUCAAUCUAAGGUUAAAAUGGAGGAAAUAGAUGACCACAUUUAGGACUGGAAAUAAUUUACAAGGUACGGACGCAAAACUACUCCAACAUAAGGACUUGGCUCUCUUUAAUAUUUUGGUGACAGCGAACUCGGUGUUAAUUUGUUUUUGAAUCGGACACAAUUCCCUUUACCGACGCUUGUGUCAUUUCAUUGCAGUAUUCUUUUCUGUCUGUGAAGGUUAUUUAAUAUUCUUGCCAAUGGUGUUUUACAGUAUUUGAUGUGAUCAGCCCAUACUUAGUCAUAUUGAAUAUGCGACUUGACAACGUAUAUACAUCCCAUUAUAUGUAAUAAUGCGCCCUUCUACAUCUCACGUUACAGUUUAAGGUAGAGGACGCACUGACAUUCAAUAACAAAGAAUAAUGCCUUCGUAAAUAACACACCGACUCUCUUUGUUGAUUGUAAUUGAUUAAAAAUAAAAAAUUUAGUUCUUUCCCCGUUAGAAAAUUGAUUUGUUAUUAAAUAUUUUGUAGAGCUAAUCAAGAAGCUAGUCUAGUGACAACAUAAUUCAUUAUUAUCUGACGGUUAUCACGUGACCUCUUUUCAUUUGCUUAUGGGGCAAUGAUGGUUUUACAUGUAAUGUUAAAAUGUGUUAUUCAGCUUCAUUUAUUUUGUAUUCAGUCUUAUAUUCAGACAAUUCCAGCGUAUAUCAUUGUAAACUACAUCGUAGAGUUUUGUAGUAUUGUAAACACGUGUGCGUAAUUUCCGUCUGCCGUGUUAAAACACUUUGUCCGUUUAUUCUAAUUAACUAAUGUUAAGGUUCAUGUAAAUAGUAAAUCAAGUGAUAUUUAUCCAGAUUAAAAAUCACUAUUCUGUUGCGAAUUAAACAGAAGUAACUUGA